This is a messenger RNA of Pseudopodoces humilis (Tibetan ground-tit), 3846 nucleotides long. NCBI's taxonomy places the organism in Eukaryota, Metazoa, Chordata, Aves, Passeriformes, Paridae. The record is from RefSeq and is a predicted model, not a curated record.
UGGAGCCGUGACAAGCGCAGCGCGCUGCCGGAGUUGGAGCAGGGCUGAGCCGCGGCGCUCCAGGAGCCUGCCCAGGGGCUUUUCUCGCCCGAGACGAUCUUUUAAACCUCGGUCGAGUGCUCUCUGCCCUGACCUGCUGAGCCCCAUCCCGUGGCUGCAGAGGGACAGUGCCCGCUGUGCUGUGACCUGAGCCAUGAGGGACAGAGCGAGGCACUGAGGGGCAUCAACGCUGCUGCCCACCUCAACAGGAUUGCUGUUAAAAAGGCCCCAGAAGAUGUGAGCGGGGCCGGCGGGGCCGGGGCCAUCGUCACCAUGGCCAAGAGGGGCUCCAGCAGCCGCGCCAGGGGGGACAAGCCCGACGCCCUGGCCGCCCUGCAGGCUGCCAACGAGGAGCUCAGGGCCAAGCUCACCGACAUCCAGAUCGAGCUCCAGCAGGAGAAGAGCAAGGUCAGCAAGUUGGAAAGGGAGAAAAAUCAGGAAGUGAAGCAGAUCAAGGAGCACGAGCAGCAUAAAAGCACAGUGGUGGUCACAGAGCUCAAAGUCAAACUUCAUGAAGACAAAAUGAAAGAGCUCCAAGCUGUCCGAGAAACACUUCUGAGACAGCACGAAGCUGAGCUACUCAGAGUAAUAAAAAUUAAAGAUAAUGAAAUCCAGAGGCUGCAGACCCUGCUCAACGCCGUGCGGGACGGGGCCCCGGACAAGGUGAAAACGGUGCUGCUCACCGAGGCCAAGGAGGAGGCCAAGAAGGGCUUCGAGGUGGAGAAAAUCAAAAUGCAGCAAGAAAUUUCUGAGCUAAAAGGGGCUAAGAAACAGGUGGAGGAGGCUCUCACAAUGGUCAUCCAAGCUGACAAAAUCAAAGCAGCAGAGAUCAGGAGCGUGUAUCACCUGCACCAGGAGGAGAUCACCAGGAUCAAGAGGGAGUGCGAGAGGGAAAUCCGCAGGCUGAUGGAGGAGAUUAAGUUUAAGGACAGAGCAGUCUUCGUGCUGGAGAGAGAGUUAGGGGUGCGAGCCGGGCAUGCUCAGAGACUGCAGCUCCAAAAGGAGGCUUUAGAUGAACAACUGUCCCAGCUCAAAGAGUCUGACCGGCAUCUGAGCAGCCCCAAGCGGGAACUUCCUUAUGCAAGUGGUGCAGGAGACGCUUCAGAUCAUUCGGGAAGCCCCGAACAGCAGUUGGAUGAAAAGGAUGCCCGGCGCUUCCAGCUGAAAAUCGCGGAGCUGAGCGGGAUCAUCCGCAAGCUGGAGGACAGGAACGCGCUGCUGUCGGAGGAGAGGAACGAGCUGUUGAAACGUCUCAGAGAAGCAGAAAGUCAGUAUAAGCCCAUUUUGGACAAAAACAAGCGCCUCAGCAGGAAGAAUGAGGAGUUGUCACAUGCCUUACGUCGAAUGGAGAAUAAAUUGAAAUUUGUGACGCAGGAAAAUAUUGCGAUGAGGCAAAGAACUGGAGCAAUAAGGAGACCAAGCUCCCUAAAUGACCUUGACCACAGCCAGGAAGAAAGGGAAGUGGAUUUCCUGAGACUACAAGUUAUUGAGCAGCAAAACAUCAUUGAUGAGCUCUCCAAGACCCUGGAGACUGCUGGCUAUGUGAAGAGUGUCAUGGAACGGGAUAAGCUGCUAAGGUUCAGGAAGCAAAGGAAAAAAAUGACAAGAAUUCCUAAGAAGCCAGUGGUGGAGACGUUCUAUGGCUAUGAUGAGGAGGCUUCCCUGGAGUCUGAUGGUUCCUCCAUCUCCUACCAAACGGACCGGACUGACCAGACCCCCUGCACGCCUGAGGAUGACCUGGAAGAGGGCAUGGCCAAGGAGGAGACGGAGCUGCGGUUUCGGCAGCUGACCAUGGAGUACCAGGCGCUGCAGCGCGCCUACGCCCUGCUGCAGGAGCAGGUCGGGGGCACCCUGGAUGCAGAGCGAGAGGUUAAGACACGUGAGCAGCUCCAAGCAGAAAUUCACCGCUCCCAGGCUCAGAUAGAAGACCUGGAGAAGGCUCUGGCUGAGCAGGGACAGGACAUGAAGUGGAUUGAGGAGAAGCAGGCAUUGUACAGAAGAAAUCAGGAACUGGUAGAAAAGAUAAAGCUGCUGGAGGCCGAGGAGGCUCGCCUGAAACACGACGUGCAGGACGCCAAGGACCAGAACGAGCUGCUGGAGUUCAGGAUCCUGGAGCUGGAGGAGAGGGAGAGGAGGUCCCCUGCCAUCAACUUCCACCACGGCCCCUUCACGGAGGGGAAGAGCCCUCUGCAGGUGUACUGCGAGGCCGAAGGUGUAACAGACAUUGUAGUAGCAGAGCUGAUGAAAAAGUUGGACAUUUUAGGGGAUAACGCCGUAAGUAAUCUGACCAACGAAGAGCAGGUGGUCAUCAUCCAGGCCAGGACUGUCCUCACGCUGGCUGAAAAGUGGCUCCAGCAGAUCGAGGUGACAGAGUCUGCCCUGCAGCAGAAGAUGCUGGACCUGGAGAACGAGAAGGAGCUGUUCAGCAAGCAGAAGGGCUACCUGGACGAUGAGCUGGACUUCAGGAAGCAGUCCCUGGACCAGGCUCACAAGCAAAUUCUGGAAUUAGAAGCCAUGCUCUAUGAUGCCCUGCAGCAAGAAGCUGGAGCCAAAAUUUCCGAACUUCUUUCAGAAGAGGAGAAGGAGAAGCUGAAGAGCGCGGUGGAGCAAUGGAAGCGGCAGGUGAUGAGUGAGCUCCGCGAGAGGGACGCACAAAUCCUGCGGGAGAGGAUGGAGCUCAUUCAGCACGCACAGCAGAGAAUUAAAGAGCUAGAAGAAAGAAUUGAAGGCCAAAAAAGACAAAUAAAAGAGUUAGAGGAAAAGCUUUCAUUCUUUGGUCAUAGUUCUUCAGGCCACAUGCACAAGCCCCCUGAGGCCACUGCAGCUGCUCCUGCUGUUCUUCCCGGAGGGACAGCCCUGCUUCCCAAGCCCCACACGGAGACUUUGUCCUUUCCACACCCCCAGAUGUGUCUCACCCUCUGCUGCUGGCCAUGGGAGGCGCAGGCUGCGGCACCUGGGGGCUGUGUGAGCCCCGAAAUCCCCCCGGGGGGAUUGCAGAGGACAGAACUGAGCCAGCAGGGCAGGGCAGGAGCUCUGCUCCUCCUGUCCUGGAGCUGGCCAGGCUCUGGCAGGAGCACACCACUGAUUCAGAUACGCUGAAUUGAUUCCCAUUCCCUGCUAAGCAGGUGGCAAAUUGCUUCUGUGCAGAAGUGCCCGUGUCCUGUUCGUAUGCCACACGUGUUUGUUACCCACAGCUCUUCAAAAAUCUGUCCUGAAAGAAGAUUGUAGGAGGUGUUCCAGAGGAGCAGCUCGUGAAAAGAUGAAUAUGAAUGAAAAUAGUGAAAAUGAAUGAAAAUGAAGUGGUUUGUUCCAAGGUGUUUCUUCGUUGCACAGGGUAUGUCCCGUGCUUUGUUGAAUAUCCCACAAGCCCAGUUUUAGGAAAAACCUUAAAGCAACAUUCAGGAAAUUCAAGCUGUACUUUUUUUUUUUAAAUGUCAGUAAACCAUGACGAGAAAAUUGAUGCAAUAAUUUAUAAUUGGCCGUCCCUGAACAACGACAAAAGGCUUAACACUGUCCCAGCAAAACGUUCAACCUGGAAAAGAGUGAACUAAAGCAGAUUAUCCCUGAUCCACAUGCACUGGGCUGGGAGAGGCAGCAAGAGGGAGCAGAAGUUGUCACCUGGAAAAUGUCCUCACCUCGGGGAAGGGGAGCACAAGUCCCACAGAGCCCGGGAGGCUGGCACAGGAACCAGGAAGGAAAAAAAUCCUCUAGGAAAACAGGUGAAGAGGGGAAAAUCCAGGAGAAAUUCCAGAGUGUGACUGACCCCGUGGGAUCUCAGCCAGGCACAGCAAUGUGGGGCCAGGCACG